Molecule: messenger RNA, 829 nt
Organism: Didymodactylos carnosus
Lineage: Eukaryota; Metazoa; Rotifera; Eurotatoria; Philodinida; Philodinidae
Source: the annotation of a GenBank genome assembly
AAAAGUGAUAGUAUAAUCUGAAACCACUGUUUUGCUGGACGGGGAUAGAGCAGUAGCAUAAAUUGACUUUGAAUAUGACGAAGGUGCAUUUGUUGAACAAUUCACGGAAAAACUGGGAUAAUUGGGGCCAAAACAUCCCGUUAUAUAGGGAAAUGUUUGUGUCGCAAAAUAAGCGUAGUUACCAAUUGAAUCGUAGAACAUACCGCUGAUUAUAUUCUAUUGAUGAAUUGAAAUUUUUUGAUACUCUUGAUGAAUCAGAUGAAAUUUUAUGUUAUGGAAAAGAAUUAAAUUAUACUUUGGGAUCAUCUAGAUCUUUAGAUGGUAGAAAAAUUCGUUAGGAAUUCCAUUUUUAUUAAUGACAUUAAUAUUUUGUGAUGAACAAAUUUGUAUUAUUCUAAAAGCGGCUUCUAAACGCGAUGAUUGUUCUGUUGCUUAUCACGAAAAUUUUAGACCAAAUAGUGGAAUUGGAGGGGGAAGUUCUAUUAUACGUUUUGUUAAACAUGAAUUUUUUCAUAAGAAUAUUCAGCCUAUUCUUGCUAAAAAGAAUUGUGAAACUUUAUGGGAAAAAGUCAAUGUAAAAAAUACGAAGAUCAUCGGUGAAAAUGGUGAAAAUUAUGGAAAUUAUGAAGAUUUCAUACAGAAAAAGUGUUUAAAAAAAGACAUUGCUAUACCAUUUAAAGGAAAAGAUUUACCAUCAGAAAAUUCUGAAUUUAGUCAUCCAGAUGUGAUGAUUGGUUUUGCUAUAAGUUAUUUAUAUAGAGGAUUAAAUUUAAAACAAGUUAAAGACGGAUUAAUUAAGUUAAAAAAUGAUCCACAACAAGACAGAUAA